Molecule: messenger RNA, 2663 nt
Organism: Nerophis ophidion (straightnose pipefish)
Lineage: Eukaryota; Metazoa; Chordata; Actinopteri; Syngnathiformes; Syngnathidae
Gene: tiprl
Product: TIP41, TOR signaling pathway regulator-like (S. cerevisiae)
Exons: 8
Coding region: 150-947 (265 amino acids)
Biological process (GO): TOR signaling
Cellular component (GO): cytosol
Source: RefSeq, a predicted model, not a curated record
GGCCUGCCGGGGGCAGCAAUGCAACAGAUGCGCCUUGUUUGCCAAACACAAGAAGAAGAAGAUAAACGGAAGCGACAUAGCAAUAUUACCUGAGUACAUCAUUGCUCUAAAGCUCAUAACCACACAACGUCCUUACUAGCGAGCAGCGGAUGCCGGCGUUUGAUUCAAAAAUGAUUUCACAUGGUUUUAAAAGCAGCAAAAAGGACUUUACCUUUGGUCCUUGGACAGUCACGACUGCAAAAAACCAUAUCAUGAAAUCUAAAGACAUUGAAAGAUUAUCCGAAGACAUGAAUUUACCUUCCCUCCCAGAAAUGUUAUUUGGGGACAACAUCCUGCGCAUCCAACACAGCGAUGGCUUUGGUAUUGAAUUCAAUGCUAUUGAUGCCCUGAAGAGAGUCAACAAAUCAGAGCACACCGUCAAAGUGGCUUGUGCUCAACAAUGGCAAGAGAGCAGAUCUGUUUCUGAACAGUCUCAAGACGGGGUGAGACCAUAUGACUGGACUUUCACCACAGAUUACAGAGGGACCCUGAUUGGAGAGGAACUGCAAAUGAAGGUGACUGAGACUACAGAAAAAAUUAACUUGGAGAAGCUGAGGGCCCGCGAACAGAUAGUGUUCUUCGAUGAGAUCCUUCUGUUUGAGGACGAGCUGCAUGACCAUGGAGUCUCAAUGAUAAGUGUAAAAAUUAGAGUUAUGCCCACGAGUUUCUUCUUAUUGCUGCGGUAUUUCCUACGAGUGGAUGGCGUGCUGAUAAGAAUACAUGAUACACGACUAUAUCACGAGGCUGGAAAGAACUACAUGCUAAGAGAGUUCUGCUCAAGGGAAAGUAACAUAGCAGACUUAAAGAACGUUCCUGCUUCGCUCCACACAGAUCCCAAUGAGAUCGCACAACAUCUAACACUAAAGCUCAGAGAGUGUGAGAAGUUGGAGCUUCCUGAGCAGGAAUAAGGACGUUCAGUGAGCAAUAUAUUUACUUUUUGUGUUGCAUGAUGAAAAACAUACAAUAAUAUCAUAGUGAAUCAUCACUGUACAGGUAGGGAAAGAGCGAGAAGUAGCAUCAUGUUUGUCACGUUUGUAUCAUAAUUUUUUUCAUCUUAGAUGAAUGGUAAACAUCAAAACAAAUUUGUUUUUAAAUGUAAAGUAGAUUGAACUGUAAAAGCGACAAAUUCACAUUUACUCUAUGAAUGACUGCAUUGCAUUCACACCUCCACAGUUAACAAUUCACAAAGUCAUUAUUGAAAAUAUUUAAUUGUGUUAUUUCAUUGGAAUUUUUGAAUAUUUACUAGGGACGGGUACCUUUUUAUACAUUUGAAUCGAUACAGUACCAAUUCCCCAGUACUUGGGAAUCGAUACUAGUACUCCGCGGUGCAAAUUUUCAGUAAUGUGUGUGUGUGUGUGUGUGUGUUCAUGUGAUAAUAAAGGUUUUUUUUUUAAUAAUCAUAAAAUAAUUUUUUUAUUGUGACAUUUUAAAACUGAACUGAUAAUGAUAACUGUGCUAUCCAGGUGUUACAUAUUUUUUUCUUACACUUCUUAGUCUUAUUUGCAAGUCUGCAUUCAUUUUAGUUUAUCCUAGUCUGUCAAUGUUCUUAUUCAUCCAGGUCAUAUGUCAUCUCAGUGCAUUCAAUCGAUCGAAAAUGGACUUUUGGAUUUGUCUUGGAAGACGUUUUGCUGCUCAUGUAGUUAGACUAGAUCUGACCAUUGUAAAACUAUGAGCAUGAACUGAUGAAGCCUACUCGGAUGAGCAGCGAAAAAUCUUCAAAGACAAACCAAACUGUCCAGUUGCAAUCGAUUGAAUGCCCUGAUUUGUCCUAGAUGUUUUCCCGAAGUCAAGAAGUAGUCUUUGUCAGUAGGUUGAAUGUGCCAGUCUUGUCUUUUUUUGAGUCCUACAAAGUGUUUAUACUGUAAGUAUUGUACUUAUCAAACCCCAACUGUUUGAUUGUAACAUGCAAUUAUUUAAUCGCAAUGUAAAAUCGUUAAUGCUAAAUAAUGGCAUCAAUGAGGCAUAUCCAUUGUAAAAUAGCAUCGAGCUAGCGUAUUUUGAAAAUUGGAGCAUUACUUUUGAGCGCUAUUUACCAGGCAUACUUGCUUUGUUGCCAUUAAAUAUUCUAGCAAUACAAAAAGGCAGUCAGCUCUGAAUAUGCCUGGCACAGAAUACGUAAAAUAUGGCACUGUUGGAUUUUAUAUGAAUUAGUACUUGUUGGGUACCUAUAAAAGUAUCGAAUGCGGUAACCCCUCCCUACCUAAAACCAGAUAUUUACUUGAAUAUAACUACAAAAAACAAACACACUUUUCCGCUGCUUGAUGUAGAAUACGGUAUAUCCAAGUGGACAAAAAUAAUGGAAUAAACAAUUUACCUACACUCAUGAUGAACAUGAAUGUCGUAAGUUUAAACUUUUCAUGUUUUUUGGGGGGUGCUUUUUUUUAUCGGAUCUGUUUUACAAUGCAUUAAUGACUGGAGAUCUGGACCACUGCGCAACGUUUCUCCAUUGUCUUUCCAAUGUGUGCUAGAACAGUUCUUUACUUGAAUUUGUUAUUUAAUGCCAUAUCACAAUAGAAGUAAUUUAGUGGUAACUUACUGGGAAAAAAACUUUAAAAAAAAAAUGUAUAUAUUGUUAUUUCAUAAAACAACUCUUAUUUGCAAUAAAAAUGUAUGUCUGGAUAUAA